AUGGAAAAGCCUGUUCAAGUAACACUUUAUGACACCAAUACAAUUAAACAAACUUUAGAUGACUCGAUUAUUAAAUAUUUAACUACUCAAUUAAACUAUACACAACAUCAAAAAUUAAACUAUACCAAAGUUCUUUUAGGAUUUUUCGGAUGUGUUUUAGCAGCCAUUGCACAAUUCUACCCAAUCCCAUUUCCAAAAAAUAAACCAGUUUUAAUUUUAUGUCAAGCAAAGAUAAAUCAGAAAAUUAAAGUUAGCUCAGUAUUACCAAAAUAUGAUCCAAUAUAUUCAGUUAAAAUUGAAGAUUCAAAAAACCCAAAGAUUUCACACCCAUUCACAAAAUCAAUAGAUUUAUAUUUCGAUACCAAAGGUACAUUUUUAGAAUCAGCUUUCCACAACGAUUUAGUUGGUCAAUUUAAAAGUUUUUCAAAAUUAUCCAAAAAAGAUUAA
Molecule: messenger RNA, 447 nt
Organism: Dictyostelium purpureum
Lineage: Eukaryota; Evosea; Eumycetozoa; Dictyosteliales; Dictyosteliaceae
Exons: 3
Coding region: 1-447 (148 amino acids)
Biological process (GO): protein targeting to ER
Cellular component (GO): membrane; signal peptidase complex
Source: RefSeq, a predicted model, not a curated record